AUGGAGGGGCUUUGGAAGAUUUUGAGGGGGAAGGAUCAAAAGAAACCUUCCUCUUCCUCUUCCUCUUCUUCCAAAAGUAGUGGAAGUAGUAGUAGUAGCGGUGGCCCCAGUAGUAGCCAUUCUCCCUCUUCUUCUUCUUCAUCGAGUAAAUCAUCAUCAUCGUCGUCGUCUCCAACAAUAAAUAAUAAUAAUAAUAAUAAUACAGACCAAUUAACAAAUAAUAAUAAUAAUAAUAAUAAUAAUAAUAAUAAUAAUAAUAAUAAUAAUAAUAAUAUAAAUACUAAUAAUACAAUAAGAAAUCCUGCUACUAAUAAUAAUAAUAAUAAUAAUAAUAAUAAUAAUAAUAAUAAUAAUAAUAAUAAUAAUACUAAUAAUACCACAACAACUACUAAUCAUCAUCAUCACCAUCAUAAAUCAAGUCGUAAUAAUGUUGUUCAAUCAACAUUGACACAAAAUCAAUUACAACAAUUAUUUGUUCAUCCAAAAUCCAACCAAAUUAAUAUUCCAGUGUCAUCUUCAUCGUCGUCAUCAUCACAACCAUCAUCACCACCACCACAACAACCACCAUCAACUUUAUCGGCAACAUUUUCUACACUUCCAACAACUGAUGACAACAACGGAUCCGGACUUUGUCCAGAACAAGAGAAAAAAACCACCUCUUCUUCACCAAUAUCACGAUUGAUAAUCAACCCGAAAAAUAUCCGUCGAUUUUAUACCCAUUCCUACGGGCCGCCUGGCCGAAUGCCAGCAACACCUGAAUCGACGGUACUGUCUUAUGCACUCGAUCAGCAAGCUGCACAUUGA
Molecule: messenger RNA, 804 nt
Organism: Cavenderia fasciculata
Lineage: Eukaryota; Evosea; Eumycetozoa; Acytosteliales; Cavenderiaceae
Exons: 2
Coding region: 1-804 (267 amino acids)
Source: RefSeq, a predicted model, not a curated record